Stylophora pistillata is the source of this 5100-nucleotide messenger RNA. RefSeq lists its product as uncharacterized. Gene Ontology annotation, molecular function: GTPase activator activity. The record is from RefSeq and is a predicted model, not a curated record. Gene Ontology annotation, cellular component: cytoplasm. Gene Ontology annotation, biological process: regulation of small GTPase mediated signal transduction. NCBI's taxonomy places the organism in Eukaryota, Metazoa, Cnidaria, Anthozoa, Scleractinia, Pocilloporidae.
CAAGAAAAAAUCGUAUCGAAGUCCAUCGCUACUUUGCUUCCAUUUGCCGUGCUUUUGACGGGCUUUUGUUUCUUUUUAUAUCCCUUUUCAGCUUGAUUACACUUAAGGGCAAGGCUAUGAGAUAUAGACAAGCAACAGUUGUUUGUGGUGCGGCACGUAGUCCUACCUGGGGAUUAUGCCUCUCAUUGAGCCUGGAAUGGAAAUGAAAGAACAUGAGAUUUUGUGUGAAUUAAUAAUAGCUUCGGCAAAUCGUAUUGACGACCAGCGAGUUGAAUUUCCUCCAAGGAGAAACCCUCCAUUUUUACUACCUUCAGCUAAUCUAGGGAAAGUCAAUCACCAGGAAACUGAAGAGAGUGAUACUUCAAAGGAAGAAGAGGAAGCAGACGACGAAGACGAAGAGGACGACUCAAAAAUGAAGGAUUUAGAUCCUGUCAAAGAGGUUUUGGCAGCUGGAGGACCAUAUCCAUUGGUAGUUUUACCAGUUGGAGGUGAAUACUGGUUGGAGGGAAGCAAUCACAGACAUAUCAGUCACACAGAUUACAGGGCUGCUGAUUGCAGGAUAGAGAUGAAUAAUGUCAUUCAAAGCUACAGGAGAGACUUCAUGGGAAAGGAACAUCUGAACUUCAUCUGUGAUGAUGAGAAACUUGGUCCUGUUAUCUUGUCAGUCAAGCAAGAAAUUGAGAAACUAGAUGGCUGUGAUACCCAAGGAUUUAUCCGAGUCAUUCUAAGGACUUCUGAAAAGACCAUUGCAGACGUUUUACCAAUAGAGAAUGUGUCUGAAAAUCCAGGACCCAGAGAAAUUAUCAGGUAUCUUCUUGCAGAGGAUGCAGACAAUAUAGAUCACUUUCAAGUCUUAGCUCAUCCCAAGGCCUCAGAACUGAUAGUCAAGUAUGAUGAACACAACUUAUCAAACUCUUUCAAAUUUGGAGUUAUAUACCAGAAAUAUGGACAGACUACUGAAGAAGAGUAUUUCUGCAAUCGAUCUCACAGUCCUGCUAUGAAUGAGUUCUUGGAGAUGUUAGGCAGUCAGGUCAGCCUCAAAAAUUUCAAAGGGUUUCCUGGAGGCUUGGAUGUGAAACAUGGUCAGACAGGGGAAACAUCGGUACAUACUGUGUUUGAUUCCAAGGAGAUCAUGUUUCACAUAAGCACCCUUUUGCCAUUUUCCAUGGGAGAUAGUCAACAGGUUCAAAGAAAAAGGCAUAUUGGCAAUGAUAUUGUUGCUAUAGUGUUCCAGGAGGAAAACACGCCAUUUUCACCAGUUUCUAUUCGGUCGCAUUUUCUACACGUCUUCAUAGUUGUUCAAGUCGUGGAUCCGAACACGAGCAACACAAGAUACAAGGUCUCCAUUACGGCUCGUGAAGAUGUACCGCACUUCGGACCCAAACUUCCAAAUCCUGCCGUCUUCAAGAAGGGUCCUGAAUUUCGAAAAUUUUUAUUAACAAAACUCAUUAACGCUGAACUGGCAGCUUACAACAGUGCUGAGUUCGCCAAGUUAGCGGAUCGAACGCGCACCACUCUUCUCCGAGGAUUAGCAGAUGAUUUAAUUGAGAAGAACUCGCUGAUACUUGACACAGGCGGAGAGGAGGCUCCUCAAAAGGCUAAGCUAUUAACAACCCUGAAGAAAGCAUUACGUACAAAGAGUCAAGUGACCCGUACCAUGUCCAUGCGGGAGCCACGUCCAAAACCAGAGGAUGUUGACUCAGACGACAAUGCACCAAAAUCCUGGGCAAAAAAGGCUAAAGAAAGAAGGAAAUCAGCGCAAGGUCUACAGACGGCUAAAAAAGUUUUAAAACCGCCAAAAAAAGAAGUUAAUCAUGGUCGGUGUAAAAGCAUGGAAUCGCUUCUCGUCCAGGAACAGAACAAGAACAAUCCCAUAUUUUGCGCGGACGAUUCCAGUUCAGAAUCGAACACAUCUGAAAUGUCUCGACAUCUUGAAGAACCAGCACAUUCUCCAAGGAAACAUAACGCUCGAUCCCGAACACCUGAACCACAGGGACGAAAAAGUACGCCGGACUAUAACAGCUCACCACAACUAUCACCAAAUUUCCCCCCAAACAUGACGCAUUCUCAAUCUGUUCCUGCUCUGCAAAAUUACGAUCGUUUACACAGGACUUCGUCCAAAGUAACCGACAAAUCGCCGCAUUCACGAGUGUCUUACGAGGGAAGUUCGACCGCAGGGGAAUAUCAAGUUCGGUAUGUUGGUGGAUAUCGUUCGGGGCCCGAAGAUGAUCAGGAUGAGCCAAUACAACUCACUACUUAUAAUCGGUCUCCGUCGCGUCACCGAAGGGGCCCCGAAGACCACGAUAACGUGGACGUUAGUCAUCAGCGGUCAAGUUCAAAUGUUUCCGAAAACACCACUGCAUCCAUACAAUCUUUCCACCAGUCUCGAGAAGGAAGGGUUGAACGUGACGUUCCAUUGAAUUUUAGUCGAUCACCGUCGAGCUCUCCAUAUCUGCGGAGGAAAGCAUCUGACAUCCAACACAAUACCGUAAGCACACCGGCGGCUGGCACCGUUCCAGGCUCUGCGCAAAAGCAGAAGAAAACAGCCAUCGUCUCGCCCUUGCUGGAUAUGUCAGAUUCCCGGCCUCGCUCGGUUCCGCCUGGAGUGCUCAUGUUUGAUCCCACUGACCCGGAAUCAGAGAGAAUUGAACAGGUGAUGCAGGAAAGAUCUCCAUCGCUACCCAAAUUGGACACUGAAACCUUCACUUCAUCUGAGGAUUUGUCCGUCAAUGAUACUGUCUUUAGACAAACGGAGAUGCUUAAAACCGAGAUUACAAAACUGAAAUGUGAAAAGCUUGACCUAGCUCGGCAGAAUGUGUUGUUGCAGCGUGAAAUUCGUUCCAUCAAAGACAAAGCCACUCAGCAAACCUUCCACUUGUAUGAAGCCCGCUGUGAAAUAGCCCGGUUAAGGUCCUUACUCCCAAGUGAGAAUGUCCCCCCAAGGGACUCCUCCCCACUAGAAACUGUCACGGUGCGAGAGGGAAAUAUCUCUCCCAAGAGUAGUAUUGCUCGAAGAGACGUGAAUUCUGGAGUAUACGUUAGAGAAAGAGAAGAACAAGGAGAAAUCACUGCAAGGACUUCUUAUCCACAUACACAAGUUUGACAAUGCAGUGGUAGUAAGAAAUGGACUUCUUCAUCCCAGUUCAGGGUUGCCGCUAAGCGCCGGCUACCAGCGAAAUUUGCCGGCUGGAUUUUGGCCUGCUAUCGCUCGGUAAAGUACAACGGGCGCUUCCGAGGUUACACACUUACAAUCGUUCACCACCUUUGAGCCGCCUCACUUGCAAUUUCAGCGGGCAGCGUAAUUUCUUAGCUACAACCCUGCCAGUUAUUCGAUAAAACAUGUAUAUAUACGUUACCAGUUCGUCAUUUUAUCCAAUGUGGUGUUAAUACAGAAAGGUACAUCACGCGAUGAUUUCCGCGCGAUAGGUUUAACGAUUUCUUUGGAAAGAAUGAAUGUUUUGCUUCUGCGAAUACUUCUAAUCAACGAUGUUUAGAUUAAUCAGAUGAGAGCCUAUAAUUAAAUGCCUUUUUUACUUGUGAUGAUUAUAAUCAGUAUAUAUAUUAUGAUCCAUCAAAUAUUAGAACUGUUCCUAGACUAGCUCUAAAAAGUCAAUACGUUUCUCAACAGUAAGCUACUUGUAAACAUCUUGUUCCGUGCACCGCGGUUAGUAUUUGAAGAAUGAUACUCACAGUAGCCUCCAUCUGGCAUGAAAACAUGUUCGUUAGGUUGGACGUUAUCUGUUUCACAAAGUUCAUAGUUUUCCUCGAGCUUGAGGAGAAUAUAAUGUUAGUGGACAAAUAUAGGAACAUACUUUUUGAUCCAAAUGGAAGCUGGUAUCGAUGUAAGAUUCAAUUCGAUAUUUGGCUUUUGAAUAAUACGAGGGAAAUAAGAGGGAGAAAUAAUGCGAAAAAAAAUCCUUGUAAUAGUUACAAUUAGGUGGCUUUGUUCAGCUAAAGACAGUGUCUGAUUGGUCAGCCAAAAUUCGAACAGAAAAAUUUGAAAAAUUGUUCAUGUUGAUUAUUUCAUUUUUUUUAAAGUAACGAAUGAUUAUUAUCUUAAAGAGUUGGUUACUUAUUUCACCGAAGUCAUACAUUUUCGUUUUCCUGUUUGAAGAUUCAGUGUUGGACUUGAAAUUAUUUCCAGUUAACUCUAUGGCGAAAGAGAGCAAAGACAACACUUGUGGAAAUGGUUACAUAGGUGCGCCUGCAUAUCCCAACGUAGGCUGCGAGGAAAGUUCAGGGGUAGGUUCCGGGACUAAAGUCUUCACGUCCGCGUAACUUUGACAACGCGACAACCUCUAAACCUCGCGCAUGCCCUGUAUUGAGAGUCUGUUGUCGUUGUCAAACUUGCAAUCCCGUUGAACCCUAAUUCUUUCAGAUUAGAUGUUUUAGCUAGGCUAUGUUUGUCCCAAGAUCGUAUUUAGUGUUCAAACAAGCCAAUCUUCAUUAAAGUGCAAAACGAAUGACGAAAUUUGGCCUUAAAUUGAGGCUGAUGGGCGAAACGAUCGCGUUUCUUUGUGUGUCUUUAAGGGCUGGUUGCCAUAGAAGUGUCUUAUUGGCUUUCGGAUUUCAAGAAUUAUUCAUUGCUAUUGAUUGGUUUCUUCCCCCCCUCCUCCCCUCCCCCCAACAUUUAUCCUAAAUGCUUAAUGUAUAUACUUUUUCUUACUCCAUUUUGAAUAGAAAGAGACUGAAUGGCAAUUGUUUUUUUCCGUUGGAGAUGAUAAUUAGCUUUUCGCGGAACGUUAAGGAACUUUAAUGAUUAGAUAUUUACAGCUGCUAUUUGCUAUUUUUUUAUCUAAACGGAUAACGGAAAAAUGUACUGAAUUUUGAUUACAUGACGCUUAAAGCAACAAUAGUUUAACAAGUAAAAUCGUUUUGUUAUAAAUGCAAUAGUGUCAACAUUUCGUUAAAUUUUGUAAAUUCGAGUUUUAUUCCGAAAAAAAAAAAAUCGUUCGUGCCUUUCUAUUGCGCUGCCCAUCGUAAUUAGGUAUGCCAUUAAAGCGAAUAAAUACACCGUAAGAUUGGUGCAAAACUUUUAGUUAACUGUUAAAAUAUGGAUUGAAUGAAGAAAUGAUAAUAAAAACUAAAGCAGAUAUUGAG